AUUGAUGAGUACCAGAUCGGUCAUAGGGAAGCGCCCCUGUUCAUUCAAUUAUACUCAACGUGUCCCUUUAUCUCGAUACACACAUAUACUUACACCCCAUUUGUAUGUAUAGCUUAGCAUGAUUUUGAACUCGUCCUCUUACUCAACAUAAACUUGAAGCUUCAAUCUUAUACCCAUGGAUUCUAUGCGUGUCUUGCAUUGCUGCUCCAGUGCAACUUGGAAUAAUUCGCAGCAAAGGCAGCUCAAAUUCGUGUCGAAUUCGAGUUUUUUAAAGCCUCAUACUUGUCGAUUUUCCAAUUUAGGGUUUUUGUAUACUACUCUUAGACCUCUCUCUAUUUCUUGUUCUUCUACUGUCACCAGGGAAGUAGAGGAUACGAAGACAACGAGCGAUAUGGUGCGAUUAAUUAUAUUACUAGCACACCAGGUUAAAUUUGGGGAGCACAUUGCGAUUCUUGGUUCAGCUAAAGAAUUUGGGGCCUGGAAGGAGAAGAAAAACAUGAACUGGACGAAAGAUGGAUGGGUUUCUGAGUUUGAGCUUGAAGGGGGUGAGUCUGUUGAGUUUAAAUUUGUGAUCGGGAAAGGGGGUGAUCACAUGGUUUGGGAAGGGGGUGAUAACAGAGUGUUAAAGUUGCCAAAACAAGGGAGUUUUGAGAUGGUAUGUCGAUGGAACAGGACCAAUGAGGCUAUGAACCUAGUUCCCUUGGGUUCAGAACUGGUUGAGGAAGAACAGGGGAAUGUACAUCACAGGGUGUCUCCAGACGUGGAUAAGGUGACUAGUUCUUUUGUGGACCAAUGGCAAGGGGAAGCUGCAUCUUUCAUGCGAUCAAAUGAUCACGGAAACAGAGAAAAAGAAAGAAAGUGGGAUACAUCGGGGCUUAAAGGGAUUGCUUUAAACUUGGUGAAGGGUGAUCAGAAUGCCCGAAAUUGGUGGCAAAAGCUUGAAGUUGUUCGUGAACUACUUGUUGGAAGCCUUGAGGGUGCAAACCGUUUGGAGGCUCUUAUAUACUCGGCUAUUUAUCUGAAGUGGAUAAACACAGGACAAAUCCCAUGCUUUGAAGGUGGAGGUCAUCACCGUCCAAACAAGCAUGCUGAGAUUUCGAGGUCUAUAUUCCGUGAAUUGGAGAGAAUAUCCAGUAAGAAGGACACCUCCUCUCAGGAAGUACUUGUGAUUCGCAAAAUACAACCUUGUUUGCCAUCAUUUAAGGCAGAAUUCACUGCAUCGGUUCCUCUAACCCGUAUAAGGGAUAUCGCCCAUCGAAACGAUAUCCCUCAUGACCUCAAGCAAGAAAUCAAGCAUACAAUACAGAACAAGCUACAUCGCAAUGCUGGACCUGAAGAUUUAGUUGCUACACAAGCCAUGCUGGAAAGAGUUACCAAAAAUCCCGGAGAAUAUAAUGAAGCAUUUGUCGAACAAUUCAAGAUAUUUCAUUAUGAACUGAAAGAUUUUUUCAAUGCUGGAAGCCUAGCAGAACAACUUGAGUCAAUAAAGGAAUCUUUUGAUGAAAGAAGUUUAUCAACCCUUUCUCUGUUUUUGGAGUGCAAGAAGGGUUUGGAUAAUUUCGGGGGAAGCACUACGGUGGCAAGUGAUGAGAUGGAACUACUGAUGAAAACACUGCAGUCUUUGCAAAGUCUCCGAGGAGCGAUUGUGAGGGGUCUUGAAAGUGGCAUCCGAAAUGAUGCUCCUGAUUCUGCAAUAGCAAUGCGGCAAAAGUGGCGCCUUUGUGAAAUUGGACUCGAGGACUAUUCAUUUGUUCUCUUGAGCAGGUGCCUUAAUACUCUCGAAGCUGCUGGAGGUGCUCAUCAACUUGCAGAACAUGUGGACUUGAAAAAUAUUAGAUCUUGGAAUGAUCCUAUAAAGGCUCUCGUGGUUGGCAUUCAUCAACUGGGUCUAUCUGGUUGGAAGAGAGAGGAAUGCAAUGCUAUUGGAAAUGAACUUAUAGCAUGGCAAGAGAAAGGCCUUCUGGAAACAGAAGGCAGUGAAGAUGGUAAAAAAAUUUGGGCAUUAAGGCUCAAAGCAACUCUUGAUAGAUCGAGAAGGCUGACAGAAGAGUACUCCGAGGCACUUCUUCAGAUAUUUCCAGAGAAAGUUCAGAUAUUAGGAAAAGCUCUAGGAAUACCAGAAAAUAGUGUCCGCACUUAUGCUGAAGCAGAGAUUCGUGCAGGUGUUAUUUUUCAGGUUUCAAAACUUUGUACAAUUCUCCUAAAAGCUGUAAGAACUGCCCUCGGAUCUCAAGGUUGGGAUGUUCUUGUUCCAGGAGCCGCUUCUGGAACCCUAAUACAGGUUGACAAAAUUGUUCCUGGGACACUGCCAGCAUCUGCAACAGGACCUGUGAUUCUUGUGGUUAGCAAGGCAGAUGGAGAUGAAGAGGUAACAGCUGCUGGAAGUAAUAUAGUUGGAGUUGUGCUUCUGCAGGAGCUGCCCCACUUAUCCCAUCUUGGUGUCAGAGCGCGGCAAGAGAAAGUUGUUUUUGUGACUUGCGAAGAUGAUGAUAAGGUUAAUGAUAUCAGAAAACUUGACCAAACAUACGUGAGGUUAGAAGCAUCAUCAUCAGGAGUUAACUUAACUCCAUCAACGCGUGAACUCGAUAUUUCUUUAGACAAUCUUUCAAGCAAUGGUUCAUCAACAGCUGCAAAAACAGCUGAUAGUGAUCCCUCCUGGUUAGCCGCAGAAACUUCUACAAUUCAGGUUGACUCUACUGAAGACGUCAUACCACUUGCUGAUGCAAAUGUCCAAUCUUCAGGUGCAAAGGCUGCUUCUUGUGGCCGGUUAGCUUCUCUUGCUGCUAUUUCAAGUAAAGUUUACAAUGAACAAGGAGUUCCGGCUCUGUUCAAAGUUCCCGCUGGAGCAGUAAUACCUUUUGGCUCUAUGGAGUUGGCGCUGAAGCAAAACAACUUAAUGGAAGUGUUCAGCUCACUUAUUGGGCAGAUAGAGUCGGCCAAAAUGGAAGAUGGUGAACUUGACAGACUCUGCAAUGAACUCCAGGAUCUUAUAUCUUCUGUACAUCCUUCAAAAGACAUAGUUGAAAUCUUAAAAACAAUUUUUCCUGGUAACACACGAUUAAUUGUGCGCUCAAGUGCAAAUGUUGAGGACUUGGCAGGAAUGUCAGCAGCUGGGCUCUAUGACUCGAUUCCAAAUGUCAACCUUUCAAGUCCAAUAAUUUUUGGGGAUGCUGUUAGCCGAGUUUGGGCUUCAUUAUACACCCGUAGAGCUGUUCUAAGUCGUAGAGCUGCUGGGGUGCCUCAGAAGGAGGCUAUGAUGUCUAUUCUGGUCCAGGAGAUGCUGUCGCCUGAACUAUCAUUUGUACUCCACACACUCAGCCCAACAGAUCAAGACCACCACUCUGUUGAGGCAGAAAUUGCUUCAGGUCUUGGUGAAACUCUUGCGUCAGGAACUCGUGGCACACCCUGGCGUCUAUCUUCAGGCAAAUUUGAUGGAUCAGUACGCACAUUAGCAUUUGCAAAUUUCAGUGAGGAGAUGGUUCUUGGUGAUGGUCCUGCUAAUGGGGAAGUCGUCCGUGUAACUGUUGACUAUAGCAAAAAGCCCUUGACAGUGGACCCAAUCUUCCGUCAACAACUUGGUCAGCGUCUUGGUUCUGUAGGUUUCUUCCUGGAGCGCAAGUUCGGCUGCCCACAAGAUGUUGAAGGAUGUAUGGUCGGCAAAGACAUUUAUAUUGUGCAGACUCGUCCCCAACCACACUGAGGAACAUGGUUUCCAAAGCAAGAGCCUGCACCUGUAAAACAUGUAAAACUAGUAUACAUAUGACUUCAGUUCUCCCAAGAGGUAAACUUUGGUCCAUAAUCAGAAUAAAAUUAUGUACAAGUUACUGUACAUAUACCCUGAAUACGUAAAAUAAAUAUAUCUUAACUCA
Daucus carota subsp. sativus is the source of this 3869-nucleotide messenger RNA. RefSeq names its product phosphoglucan, water dikinase, chloroplastic. NCBI's taxonomy places the organism in Eukaryota, Viridiplantae, Streptophyta, Magnoliopsida, Apiales, Apiaceae. The record is from RefSeq and is a predicted model, not a curated record. Gene Ontology annotation, molecular function: starch binding; ATP binding; kinase activity. The transcript is spliced from 19 exons. Bases 176 to 3700 code for a protein of 1174 amino acids. Gene Ontology annotation, biological process: phosphorylation.